AUGCCCAAAGAAUUAUCCAAAACAGGUACAUCAACAAAUCAUAAACCUUACUCUUCAUCAUCAACCUCUGAUUCGAAAUCAUCUUCACCAUCUGUUGGAUCGUUUUCAUCGAACGGAAAGUUAAAGAAUGUAGAAUAUAUUUGGGAACCGUAUAUGGAACAACAACCAAAAAACAAGAUCAUUACUCACCACAAUAACACACCAAGUCCGCAACAAUCACAUUCUUCAGUUGGCACGUUUUCCCAAUUACUUUUUCCUUCUAAUGAAGAACAACCAUUUCCUUCGUUUUCAUACUCUCCAUCAGAGGCUACCGAUAUUUUCGGCUCCACCGUCACCAACAACAUAUUACCAACGGGUAUAACAACAACAAUCGAGAGUGGAAAUCAGAGUCAUCAUAACAUGGAAAGACCGCUUUCUCCCACAGCCACUGGCAUGACCACAACCGUCGAGGAACCAUUCAAAAAUCAGAACGAUCUUUCUUCACUAACUUCAGCAUCUUUUCAUAUUGCCUGUACUGCUUGCAGAGAAAAACAUAUCAAGUGUGAUAAGAAAAUACCAUCCUGUACAUAUUGCAUCAAACACGGAUUAAUAUGCCAGUAUCGAAAACCAAAGAAACGAGGUCGACCCAGCUCAAAAAACAAAGGUAACAAUAAUGCAGCCCAUGAAGAAGAAGAGCAUGAAGGAUAUUCAAAAUUUGACAUUGUCAAACCAACAACAGAAUCUUCAUCAUCUUCGGGAAUGCAAUCCUUUACCUCUCAUACUUUCCAUAUUAAUGAUGCCUCAACAAAUCCAUCUUCUCAAUUUCUGACCUCUGUCAAUAAUGCUGACUCACAUGUCAACAACUGGCUGGAAAACCCGUUGAAUAAGAACAACAAUGCUACAUCUAUGUCAACAGUUUCUAGAUUACCACACGCUUCAUCUUCAAAUGCUACCACAGCUCUAAUGAUACCCCAACUCAAUACAACAGAAAUUGAUGUUCCAGGCUUUUCACAAAUGCCUCAAGUUGACUUUAAUAAUGAAAGUUUGAUCGCAUUGAUCCGAAUGAGCAGAGACUUGAACAAACAGUUAAUGAAAAGACUGACGGUUGAUGACUAUUAUAGGUCGACGUCCAUGCCUCUCAUGGACCAAAGAUCUGUAGAACACAUAUUUUUCUCUGACAAGCGAAGCGACGAAGCUAAUUGCUUUCUUUAUAGUAUUCAUAUGCUCAUGUGUCAAAGAAGAGGGUUUAAAGAUGAAGCAGAAAGAGCUUACGAAAAAACUAGAUCAAUGCUUUCACAUGUAUUCGAUCAAUGGAGAUCUUUUUUAACUGCCUGUACAUACUGUAACCUUUCGAUAUAUUGUUCUGGAGAAGGAAAUGAUGGAGACGCUAUUUUUUAUUUGAGUUUUGUGGACUAUUAUUUCACACAACUGAAAGAAAAAUAUUCAUUAGGUCAACAAAAUCUUAAAUAUUUAAAAUCAAUUGCAGAAAUGGCGGCAGGAAUUGGUUCCGGUACAGAAAAACCAGUUUAUGAUGAUUUUUCUGAACUGGAUUUAGAGUCUAUUUCUAAACAAUGUCAGCACGAUGUGGCCAACUUACUGGUUGGUUUCUACAAGUAUACAACAGGCUUGAAAAAGGUUCCUCCAGAGCUGUUACAAAUUACAUCACAAUCAAUUAAUCAAGAUACAAUCUAUUUGUAUCUUACGCUGUUCGACCUAAUCACAAAACUCGUCACCCAACAUGAAAGCGAUCGACAAAAAACACUGACGCCAGAACAGGAAGAAAUAUCGAAAGCCAUUUGUGACGCAUUUAUUAACGGUACUCGUGUUCUCAUACUUCAACAAUGUGGAUAUAAGGGAAAGGUACUCGAAGAUGCAGCCAAUAGAAUUGCAGAGAUUUUUUCCAACGAGAUAUCUAUUGGAUUUGCGUCUCCUCUCUAUAUGUCAUCCGUUAUAGCAGCAUGCCAAGUUCACAUAGGUAUCAUUGAGGAAAUUGAAAGCGGCCUGAGAAGCAAUUAUGAAUUCGGUGUGGAUUAUUAUGCAAUGAUUGACAAAGAUCUUAAGGCCAUGAACUAUUUGGAUAAACAAUUUGGAAGAGUUCGCAAAAGAUACUCGCAGAUUAUUUAUCAACUAGAAUCUAUCAAAAAGAGAAGAGAAACAGAGGUAUCAAAACUCGUCAUUAGCGAAAUCGAGAGAUUAAAAACAUUGCGAACGGAGGGAAAAUCCACAAGUGCCGACAACAAGAGCUUCCUUCUGCAGGAGCAUUUAACCUCUCUAUAUUCUCUUGUUCGUGAAGGAGAUGGCACUCUCAUAUUUGAUCCAACAUCAUCAGCCCAACCAAACCCACUUGUUGGAGGUUUUCCUUCAUCAUCUGUUGAGACAACCCAGACAAAUAAUACUAAUAAUGUUUUACCAACAAGCUCAGAAUUGGGCCAUCCAAGAACCCUCCCAACAACCUUAGAGGAAAGCUUUGAAGAUAUUUUAAACAAUCUGUAA
Messenger RNA from Naegleria fowleri, 2472 nucleotides. RefSeq lists its product as uncharacterized. Gene Ontology annotation, biological process: regulation of DNA-templated transcription. The record is from RefSeq and is a predicted model, not a curated record. NCBI's taxonomy places the organism in Eukaryota, Heterolobosea, Eutetramitea, Acrasida, Naegleriidae. Gene Ontology annotation, molecular function: zinc ion binding; DNA-binding transcription factor activity, RNA polymerase II-specific. Bases 1 to 2472 code for a protein of 823 amino acids. The transcript is spliced from 3 exons.